Messenger RNA from Prunus persica (peach), 2604 nucleotides. Its product is annotated as C-terminal binding protein AN. Bases 266 to 2257 code for a protein of 663 amino acids. Gene Ontology annotation, molecular function: NAD binding. The transcript has 7 exons. NCBI's taxonomy places the organism in Eukaryota, Viridiplantae, Streptophyta, Magnoliopsida, Rosales, Rosaceae. Gene Ontology annotation, biological process: microtubule cytoskeleton organization. The record is from RefSeq and is a predicted model, not a curated record.
UUAAAGUGCUGCUGGCCCGUGGUACGUAGAGAUACUAGAUGCUUUAGAAGCAGAAUAAACACCCCCAAAAAACAAGAGCAAAAAAAAAGGUGGGGAUAUGGGCAGAAUUAUGUAAAAUGACAAGGGUAUGUGAUGAGUAAACAGAGCGGCAAAGCCGAAGACGACUAGGGGGCACUGGAUCUCAGCACUGGACACUUGAAUUGAAGCUCUCAACUCUCUCCAGCAAAGCAAUGGAAGCUCUCCCCAAUCUUAACCACCACCAGAAAUGCCCAAACUUACAAUCAUAAACCCUAACCCGCCACCACCAACCCAAACGAUGAGCGCCAGCACCGGUCUCAGAUCCCCUGCGACAAUGCCCCACCGUAGCAGCCCUACGACCUCACCCUCAUCGCUCCCCCUGGUCGUCACUCUCAACUGCAUCGAUGACUUCGCCAUGGAGCAAGACUCCUUGUCCGGCGUCGCCGCCGUCGAGCACGUGCCGCUCAGUCGUCUUGCCGACGGAAGGAUCGAGUCGGCAUCCGCCGUGCUCCUACAGUCCCUUGCCUACCUCCCACGCGCCGCCCAGCGCCGCCUCCGGCCCUACCAGCUCAUCCUCUGCCUCGGCUCAGCCGACCGCGCCGUCGAUUCGGCCUUGGCCGCCGACCUCGGUCUCCGGCUCGUCCACGUAGAUACAUCGCGCGCCGAGGAGAUCGCCGACACGGUCAUGGCGCUCUUCCUCGGCUUGCUGCGCCGUACGCACAUGCUCUCCCGCCACGCACUCUCGGCUUCAGGGUGGCUUGGUUCGAUCCAGCCGCUGUGCCGUGGGAUGAGAAGGUGUCGUGGUUUGGUUUUGGGGAUUAUCGGUAGAUCUGCGUCGGCGAGGUCUCUGGCUACUAGGAGCUUGGCUUUCAAAAUGAGUGUGCUCUAUUUCGAUGUUCAAGAUGUAGAGGUGAACGGAAAAGUGAGCAGGUCUUCCAUAAGCUUUCCUUCUGCUGCCCGAAGAAUGGAUACUCUUAAUGAUUUACUGGCUGCAAGUGACCUUGUUUCACUUCACUGUUCUCUGACAAAUGAAACAGUUCAGAUUCUCAAUGCUGAAUGUUUACAGCACGUAAAGCCUGGAGCAUUUCUUGUAAACACGGGGAGCAGUCAGCUAUUGGAUGAUUGUUUUGUGAAACAGCUUUUGAUUGAUGGAACCUUAGCUGGGUGUGCUUUGGAUGGUGCUGAAGGCCCACAAUGGAUGGAAGCAUGGGUAAAGGAGAUGCCCAAUGUUUUGAUACUUCCACACAGUGCAGAUUAUAGUGAAGAAGUAUGGUUGGAAAUAAGGGAGAAAGCUAUCUCCAUAUUGCAGUCAUUCUUCUUUGAUGGGAUUGUUCCAAAAAAUGCUGUAUCGGAUGAAGAGGAUGAAAGUGAAAUAGGUGAUGAAAAUGAAGGGUCAGAUAAACUGGACAGAGAAAGUAGCUUGCAGCUAUCCGUUGUUGAGCAACCAACUGAAGUCAUUCAUGCAAGUCCAGAAAGCUCUCAGAAGAAAGAAGCUAAUCAAUCCAAGGAGUCUCCUAGCCAGCACCAAGGUUCAGGUUUGUCUCAAAGUACUGCCACUCGAUCUGAUGGAAGACGAGGCAGAGCAGGUAAGAAAGCCAAAAAGAGGCACGCACAUCAAAAAUCCAGGCAAAAAUCCGAUGACCCUUCACAAGAAAAAGAAAGUACCUCGCAGCGGGAAGAAGACACGGCUAUGAGUGGCACUGAUCAAGCAUUAAGCUCCAGCUCUCGGUUUGCCUCCCCAGAAGACUUAAGAAGUAGGAAAACUCCCAUAGAAUCAAUGCAAGAAUCUCCUUCCGACCAGCUUCUAAAAUCUAGCCGGAGGCUCAGUGGAAAGCCUGGUGAGCUGUUGAAGGAUGGGUAUGUUGUAUCUUUGUAUGCAAGAGAUCGUCCUGCUCUCCAUGUUGCAAGGCAAAGAGUUAAAGGUGGUGGUUGGUUCCUAGAUACUAUGUCAAAUGUAUCGAAAAGAGAUCCAGCAGCUCAGUUCCUCAUUGUUUCAAGAAGCAAGGACACAAUUGGUUUGCGAUCUUUUGCUGCUGGUGGAAAGUUACUGCAGAUAAAUAGAAGAAUGGAAUUUGUAUUUGCCAGUCACAGUUUUGAUGUCUGGGAGAGUUGGAUGUUGGAAGGUUCUCUGGAGGAAUGUAGGCUGGUUAACUGUAGAAAUCCGUUGGCUGUUUUGGAAGUAAGCAUCGAGAUUCUGGCCACCAUAGGGGAAGAUGGGGUUACACGCUGGCUUGAUUAGACUCGAACAUGAGAGUAUAAGAAGCCGAACAUUAUUCUGACUUUUUUUCCCUCUUCUGAGGUUUGUAUCAUUUUUAAACAUCCUGAAAGUUGUAAAGUUCUUUUUUGUUAUUAUUUUUGGUUCCCUCCACUUCCAUUUUCGGUUUUUCUGUUAUAAUAUUAUCAGCUAGUAGGGAGAUUUGUGUCGUGGGUUUUGAGCCUCCGGAUAUGACAUGCAUGUAUUUUAUAAUGUACAAGGUAUAAUAUCCUUUGGUUUCCUCCAAGGGAUGGCGGUUGUAUAACUCAUUCCUCAAGGAAGUUUCAGUUUCAGUUUAGUGUUAUUUUAUGACCUAAAUAUGCUUAAGUGCA